This is a messenger RNA of Symbiodinium natans, 2961 nucleotides long. NCBI's taxonomy places the organism in Eukaryota, Dinophyceae, Suessiales, Symbiodiniaceae. The record is from the annotation of a GenBank genome assembly.
AUGGACUUCAUGUACAUGGGUCAGAGCAGUGUGAGUCUGAUCAUUCUUGAUUCAUGGACUCGAUUUUCGUGGGCGAUUCCAGUGCCGGGGAAAGCACCGACGAAGAAGUUGGCCGAGAAAGUGGUGAAGUUUUCUCUCGAGAUGAACUACAUUUCCGAAGAAGUUCUGUUUGCGAUUGAUGUGGAGCCAGCGACAACAGCCUUACUGGAUUUGAUUGUAGCAAUACGACAAAAGUUAGGCUACAAGGCUGGAAAGUAUCCAAACAAGCCCUACCACAAAGGAAGAACAGCGAGAGUGGAACGCCACAUUCAGAACCUCAGGAGACAAAGCCUCACGAUGAUUGAAAUGGUCGAGGAUCGGAUUGGGGAAAAGAUUCCUGAAGAUCAUGCUUUACGAGCGUGGGCAAUUCACCACGCAGCAUGGUUGUUCAACAGGUACCACCUACACUCAGGGACGCAGAGUACAGCUUUCCAAUUGGUCUACGGGAGACCAUACCAAGGGCAGAUUUUACCCUUCGGAGAGUAUGUGUUUGGUCUGGCCAAGCCUGGAGGAGUGAAGAAUCGAUCCUUGUGGACAGGAGGAAUAUGGGUUGGAAAGGACGACCGGGACAUGGACGUGAUUACAUCAAAAGAUGGGAUCUUUACGUCAAGAUCUGUGCGGCGCACACAACCAGCGUGGCGCGCACGUGAGACCCUUCAACUUCAGGGUUCUCCUUGGACGAAGAAAGCCCCAAGGCUAGGGCACACCGCGCAUGCGGCACCGUUACCGAGAAUCAUGGAAGAACCAGGCAAAGAGAAAGAAGGAGGAGAAAAUGAGCCAGAGCCAGCAGGAGAUGAAGCAGGAUCUGAUGUGGAAAGUUCAAAGCAUGACACAAUCAGUGAUCUAUUGCUGAGCAGUGGUCAACCUACACCUCGAAGUUCAUCAACGGAUUCCAACCAAGGCGGGGGACAAAAGAGAGAAACUGAAGGAGAAGGAAGAGAGGAACCUGCGAAAGCUAGUAAAACAGCAGAUGCUGAGGAGCCACCAACGAAGCAACAAAAGACUGCGGAAAGUUCACCUACAAGUGCUGAUCCUGGAAGUCCGAAAGGAAGUCUAUUUCCACCGUUGUACGCCGGACAGGUAGAAGAACAGGAAGACGAAACAGGAUAUCAUGAAGAUGACCUUUGGGAAGAAAGAGUCUGGAAGGAAUGCGAAGAGGAAUAUGAAGCGGAUAGUGAAGGAGAAGAAGAAGAUGAGGAUCGACCACCGAAAGUCAGCGAAGAGGAACUUGAAAGAUUGGAUGCAGAGGCAGGAAAAGCUGAACUUGACAAACUCGCCAACAUGAAGGUUGUGAAGACGAUCAAGAAGGAAGAGUGUUCAGAGGAAGGUAAGUUUCUGACACUAAGGACAGUUUUCGAUUGGAGAAAGAGAGAUGGAGUUUGGAAGCGUAGAUGCAGAAUUGUGUGUCGGGAAUUCCGUGCGGGAGCCCAGAGCACGGAGGAGACUUUUAGUCCUACGUCAGGACACGCAGCAGUGCGAAUGAUGUUUCUUUUUCAUCUCAUCUACAAUUGGGAGCUUACAGUUCUUGACAUUCGUGACGCAUUCUUGCAAGUCAAGCAGAAAGCUCUGAUGUAUGCUGAUAUCUCACCGUGGAUUCGAACACUACUUGGUUUGGAUGAAGACCAUGUAUGGAAAGUGGAGAAGUGUCUGCCAGGGCAAAGAUCAGCGGCAGAACAAUGGUUUACCCAUUUGGUUGAGAUUUUGAAGCGUUUGGGAUUUGAGCAAUUUGUUGGGAUACCCUCAAUCUUGAAGCACCAAGUGAAGAAGAUUGCAGUGUCGAUUCAUGUCGACGACGAGCUAGUUGCAGGUGCAAAAGGCGAAGGAAGAUGGCUGAUAUGCGAGCUAGAGAAGUUUUUCAAGCUCACAGUUGAGGGACCGUUCCCAUCCCACCGGGGAUCGGGAGAACAGCUUCAUUACCUGAAGAGGACCUAUGAGUUCCUUGAAGAAGGAAUUUUGGUGACAGUGUCGAAGAAGCACUACGAGAAGCUUAAAGGACUCUACAAGCUGGGGAACCGAAAGCCAAGACAAACCCCAGAGCACCAGCUGAUUGGAACAGUGGACAAUUCCAAAGAACUGGAUGAGAACGAGUGCAAGAAGUUUCGUUCAGCGUUGGGAACACUGUUGUACAUUUCCCAAGACCGAUGGGAUUUACAGCAUGUGACGAAGUGUUUGGCAAGUAAGAUGUCGAAGCCAACGGAACAAGCGUUAACCUGUUUGAAACAAGCUUUGCUCUAUGUGCAAGGAACAGAGCAACUGGGAUUCCUACUGAAGUACACAAAGGUUGGAAACAAGAUGAUGGAUGCGAUCUAUCAAAGAGAAGAGCAAGAAGAAGAAGACGAAGAAAAGAAAGGAACACACAGUAUGGAAGUAUUCACGGAUGCAGAUUGGGCAUCAGACCGUGAAGCGAGAUGGUCUACAUCAUCAGUGAUUGUGUGUGUGAAUGCAGUGCCAGUACUUUCGUAUAGCAGGACCCAGAAAGCUACAGCUUUAAGUUCGGCAGAGUCCGAAGUGCUAGCAUGCUCAGGAGGAGCAUCAGAAGCGAUGUUACUGAAGAAGUUGUGGAUGUUUCUUGCAGGAAAGUUACUCGUGGAGAUCCGGAUGGAUUCAAGUGCGGGAAGACAAUGGAUGAUGCGAACAGGAGUCGGAGGACUCAAACAUAUCGAUCUGAGAGUAUUAUGGCUUCAGCGAGGGGUGAAGAACAACAGCUUCAAAGCAAAGCCAGAGUAUCUCGAAGGAGAUUUCUCAUGUACCAUAUUGGAGCCAUGGUGUGGAAUGGAGAAAGUCAUGAGCGUUAUGGGAAAGAAGAAGCAAUGGAACAUGUGGCAGGUGAAGUUUGCCGAAGCCAAGUUCGAGCACUACGACAGCCAGACGAUUUUGGAGGACGAGAACGAGAAGAACGAGAAUUUGUUUUCAUCUAUGUGA